UUUAUAAAUAAUUGGUUCGCCUAUUCAGCUGAUAUUCAUUGAUUGAGAGUUCAUGGUUUUAAAUUACUGCUUUUCUCUUUGCUGACCUGUCAAGUAUUUUAAACCAGUUCGGUUACUUAAAACAACCAUGUAAAAUCAUCCAAUGCUCAGCAAGUUAAGAACAAAAGAAACAAGAAGUAUUCAAGUUCCAGACUUCUAACUUGUUUUGAAAGUCAAGUCAACGUUUUUUAUCAUUCCAGAAAACAAAUAAAGAAUCAGUCUCUUAAAUUGUUGCUUUAAAAUCAAAAUGGAAACUACUCAAGUUAAUGCUUGCUGGAGAAAAUCAGUUUUAAGGAAUGCUUGGGACCUUCUUCUCUAUGGUUUAUAUUUUAUCUAUCCAUUCAAAAAGAUAAAGUGUCCAUCUGGUUGUAAAGUUGUCGGGAAAACAGUGUUAAUUACUGGUGCUACUCAAGGGAUUGGUAAAUCGACUGCGAUCGAACUGGCUAAGCGUGGUGCUAAACUGAUUCUUGCAUGUCGGAAUAUCGAUCAAGCGAAUCAAUUAGCUCAACAAAUCAGAGAAACAACCGGAGCCGAUGUAACAACAAUCCAUCUUGACCUAGACUCAUUACAAUCAGUUAAAAAAUGUGCAAAUACAAUACUUGGGUCAGUUGACAGACUUGACAUUCUUAUCAACAAUGCAGGAAUGGCUGGAGCCGAUGAAAGAAAGGUGACAAACGAUGGCUUUGAAAAGGUUAUGCAAGUAAAUCACAUCGGUCCUUUCCUGCUAACGAAACUUUUGCUUCCACUGGUAAAAUCAAGUUCUCCGAGUCGUAUAAUAUUCACUGCUUCAUCCAUGCACCGGAUACUUUACAAAUUGGAUCUAGAAGAUUUGAAUUCAGAAAAGUUUUAUCAUUCUAGAAACGCCUAUGCCAAGAGUAAAUUAGCCAAUAUAUUGACUACUAUCUAUCUGAGUUCUAUGGUGAAAGAUUCCGGCAUUACAGUAAACUCAUUUUGUCCUGGACCAGUUAAUACCAAUUUAGCUUCUGAUCUGACUGGUCCCAUAAUGGCAGCUAUCUUUAAACCUUUCGAGUCAAUAAUUUACCGGACUCCUGAUCAAGGAGCUCAAACCUUAAUUUACCUUGCUGUUGAAGAAUCUCUUAAGUCUGUUACUGGGUUACAUUUCAUGGAUUGCAAGCCGAUAAAAACGAAUGAACUUGGAUCAGAUUUUAAGCUGGCAAUUGCAUUAUGGGAAACCACCGAAAAACUUCUAAACUCACAGGAAAAUUUAUAACUUGUAUCAAAUUAACUUUUAUAAAGAAAAAUAGUUAAACAUCGAAUUUUAUUAACUUUUUAUUGUAAUUAAUUAGAUGAAAAUUCGGUUUGCAAUCAAAAUAAAGGAUGUAAACCCAAAAUAUGUUAACACUCAUAA
Molecule: messenger RNA, 1408 nt
Organism: Tetranychus urticae (two-spotted spider mite)
Lineage: Eukaryota; Metazoa; Arthropoda; Arachnida; Trombidiformes; Tetranychidae
Product: retinol dehydrogenase 14
Source: RefSeq, a predicted model, not a curated record